This is a messenger RNA of Gossypium arboreum, 1749 nucleotides long. Its product is annotated as purple acid phosphatase-like. Gene Ontology annotation, molecular function: metal ion binding; acid phosphatase activity. The transcript is spliced from 7 exons. The record is from RefSeq and is a predicted model, not a curated record. NCBI's taxonomy places the organism in Eukaryota, Viridiplantae, Streptophyta, Magnoliopsida, Malvales, Malvaceae. The coding region runs from base 44 to 1480 and encodes 478 amino acids.
AAAAACAAGGAAAAACUCAUAAAUUAUGUAAAAUAUUUUAAAAAUGGUGGCGGUGAAGGUAACAUCGACGAACUCUUUGUUUUCUUCGGCGUCACCGUGUGUUGUAUUUUUCGUUGUUAUAGCUUUUGUUUUAAGCUCGGCAGUUUUAUGUGAUGGAGGAAAAACCGGCGUCUAUGCUCGGAAACCGGAGAAAACCGGUGACAUGCCCCUUCACAGUGAUGUCUUUCGUGCUCCUUCCGGUUACAAUGCGCCCCAACAGGUACAUAUAACACAAGGUGACCAUGUGGGAAAAGCAGUGAUAGUUUCAUGGGUGACCCAAGAUGAACCCGGUUCAAAUACAGUGGUUUAUUGGAGUGAGAACAGCAAUGAAAAGAGAAAAGCCGAAGGGAAAGUCAAAACUUAUAAAUUUCAUAAUUACACCUCUGGUUAUAUUCAUCACUGCAUCAUUAGAAAUUUGGAGUACAAUACCAAGUAUUACUAUAUGGUCGGCGACGGUGAUUCGAUUCGGAAAUUCUGGUUUACGACGCCUCCUCGAGCCGGUCCUGAUGCCCCAUACACAUUCGGUAUCAUCGGGGAUCUCGGGCAGACUUUUGAUUCGAAUAGCACGGUAGCUCAUUACGAACAAAACCCGAAGAAAGGCCAAACCGUAUUGUACGUGGGCGAUCUUUCGUAUGCAGAUAACUAUCCGAAUCAUGAUAAUGUAAGAUGGGAUACAUGGGGAAGGUUUAUCGAGAGAAGUGUUGCGUAUCAACCGUGGAUAUGGACUGUUGGAAAUCACGAACUCGACUUUGCCCCCGAAAUCGGUGAAACGACGCCUUUUAAGCCAUAUAGUAAUCGUUAUCCGGUUCCAUACGUAGAAUCGAAAAGUACUUCUCCUUUUUGGUACUCGAUCAAGAGAGCUUCGGCAUACAUCAUAGUGUUGUCUUCGUAUUCGGCCUACGGUAAAUUCACUCCUCAGUACCAAUGGCUUCAACAGGAAUUUCCGAAAGUUAACCGGACCGAAACGCCAUGGUUAAUCGUUCUUAUGCAUGCUCCAUGGUAUAAUAGCUUCAACUAUCCUUUCAUGGAAGGCGAAACCAUGAGAGUAAUAUACGAACCAUGGUUUGUGAAGUACAAAGUUGAUGUCGUAUAUUCCGGUCACGUCCAUGCCUACGAACGAUCUGAACGUGUAUCGAACGUUGCGUAUAACGUUGUAAACGGUAUUUGCACUCCCGUGAAGGAUCAAUCCGCGCCUGUGUACAUAACUAUCGGCGAUGGAGGCAACAUGGAUGGCUUAGUAUCCAACAUGAGCGAGCCGCAGCCAACGUACUCGGCGUAUCGAGAAUCCAGUUACGGUCAUGCCAUUUUCGAUAUCAAAAACCGAACUCACGCUCAUUAUAGUUGGCACCGUAACAAUGAUGGAAACCCCGUCGAAGCAGAUUCGAUGUGGUUUUUCAACAGAAUCUGGCAUCGAGUUGAUGAAUCUUCUGUUUCUCAAUAAGCAUAAUAUAAUGUUUUCCAUUUUUUAUAAAAAAACCCGAAAUUUUCGCUCUUUCUAUUCGGCUUUUCUGGGCCUGUUUUCGUAAUUUCCAUUUCAGUUUAGUUUAUGUGUAUUCUUGUUGGUGUAUACAGGAUUGAGUAGCUGUGUAGAUAUUCUUCCAUGACCGACUGUAUAGCUAUGAAGAAAGUUGAUAUGGUUGUUAAUGGUAGAAAAAUAGAAAUGUGUUAAAGCUUUUCAAUGUUUUUUUAAUAAAAUUUGAGAACUUAUAA